Sitodiplosis mosellana (orange wheat blossom midge) is the source of this 1696-nucleotide messenger RNA. It is a transcript of the gene spag, whose product is annotated as RNA polymerase II-associated protein 3. The coding region runs from base 184 to 1617 and encodes 477 amino acids. The record is from RefSeq and is a predicted model, not a curated record. The transcript has 5 exons. NCBI's taxonomy places the organism in Eukaryota, Metazoa, Arthropoda, Insecta, Diptera, Cecidomyiidae. Gene Ontology annotation, molecular function: protein binding.
CUUCGGUAUAAUAAACGCACUCACUCACUCACAUUUCAAUUCAGUUUUACCAUUGAUUCACAUAAAAACUUUGUGUUAUUUAGUUUUUUUCGUAUUGAUUUUGACCUAUUGAGCGACAAUCUGAAAUAUUAUUCAACUAAUGUGAAGGAUAUUAUUCAGUUGAGAAUACAUUGAAGUGAUUGAAUGAAAAGGGAAGGAAAAAUGUCUGAUUUGGAAACUCAAGCAAAAAUCAUGCACAAAAGUAAUCAAAUUCGUGACGCCGUCCACGGUCUGUACGAAUGGGAAAAGGAUAUAAAACAAAUGGAAGCCAAACGAAAUGUGGUGCCCGACGAAGAGGCAUUCGAUCACAGUUACCCGCUGCGAAAUCAGAUUCAACCGCCAAAACCGUCGAUCAGUGCACAAUCAGCCAAACCAUCGACCAGCACAGCGCCGGAUAAGCCGGCCGAAAGUUCGAAAACAGGUGCAACGAUUCCAAUGGCCGUAGAAAAUGCGAAUGAAUUCAAAAUACGUGGCAACAAUUGUGUAAAAGCCGGUGAAUAUCAGAAAGCCGUUCAUUACUACACAGAAGCGAUUCGAUUGAACAAAUCCGAAGCGGUUUACUACACAAAUCGCGCGCUAUGUUACUUGAAACAGAACAAAUUCAACGAAUGCAUCGCCGAUUGCACGACAGCUGUUGGUUUGGAUGGAAAAGCGGUCAAAGCAUACUAUCGGCGGAUGCAGGCACGGGAACAGAUGAAAUCUGACUUGGAAGCGGCAUUAAGUGAUUGUAAAACGGUGCUUCGCAUUGAUCCAAAAAAUGUAGACGCUCAAAAAAGUUUAGACCGGCUUGAAAGGUUGCUUAAGGCGUCUGGUAAGAAGAUCACCAAACGAGACUUGGAAGUCAAGGCAGCAGCAGCAACACCAGUUGCAUGGUCACAGUUUGAGGGUAAAAAUGGUUAUGAUCGCAUUGAUUUUGUCACAAAAGCACCACAUUUGCGGUCGAAACAAGCAUUGAAACGGAUGGCUAUCGGUGACAAUGGUGAAAAAGCUACACCGACGCCAAUGGCAAUAGAUUCAAACCGAGCCGAAGAAACCAAGCCUCUUUUAUCGAAUAUCGAUCAAACAGCCGAAAGCAAAACCAUGACGGUGACAAGCAAUGCGAUGGCUGACUUAAGCAAAACAUCGACCGAUUUGGGCAAGACGGUAGCGAAAGCAACCAAACCAAUCCUCGUCGAAAGUAAACCACAUGUGAUCCCAGUUGAAUUGGCGACACCAAAGAAUUCAGCACAAUUCCACAAAACAUGGAUGUCAAUAAAAAAUGCCGACCAAAAGUUCACGGUUCUUAAGGGAAUCUACAAAGCUGACAUCGGCCGCAUGUUGGGCGCUCAAUUUAAUUUAACAGUAUUGCGUGAAAUAUUCACAAUCCUCAAGUCACACUUCAUAAACCAGAAUCUUCCAAUUGCAAAUAUUUUGAGCGGCAUGAUGAACAACGAACAGAUGACCAUCAUCAGUGCUAUGAUGAACGCCGAAGACAAACUCGCUUUCACCAAAUUGGUCGAAUACAUGCGAAUUCGCGGAGAGGACACCGACAAGAUUGAUGCAAUCCAGAAGACAUUCGAUGACCUGAUUUCCAUGUGAACAUGAUUUUCACCUAGUUAGAGCAAUUCUUAUCAAAUUUCAAGCAAUUCAAUAAAAUUCAACACGAAAUUUGAAUCAA